ACAGUUCGCGACGUAGGACGUUUGCUAUUUCUACGGUCUUUCAGCUACCGUGGGUCUUACGCUACUCUCACGAGACGUACCAAAAUAUCUCCCACACACGUGUGCCAGCCAGACAAGCUUCGCGCAGCUGGGCUCGCUCUCCAGUGAAUAUAUAUUUGUAUCGGUUGUGAGAAGAAGGAACAAAACUUUCACUACUUUCUCAAAGACUACUCCGGUCGAAAGACGGAAUCGGCGACCGGUUUAAAUUUUCCUGCCAGUGAAUCCACACGGAAAGGCGAGGAGUUCCAACGGUCGGCCAGACUCCCCCGGUCGCAGUGUUGAAUGGUGUUAACAGUGUAGUGGUACUCAUUAACGCGUCCAGCGGACGUGACUUUGAAAAGUGCAACUUAGUGAGCGGUACGGCACGCAACAGGGGCAGAUUCGACCGGAACCGAACCACCACAAAUCGGAAGGACGGCGAACCCAAAUCAAAAAGAGCCACACAGCAAGUACGAUGAUGGCUGCAACCGACCGGGCGGUAGUGGCGAAACCGUUGUGAAAAACGGAACGGCAACAAGCAGCAAAAAGUCCAAACUUUGCCGAACGCGGAUUAAUGAUUCAAUUAGCCUAGACGCGCCAGAUGGUUUUAGUGAGGUGACGCGAAAGUGACUGGUCAGCUUUGGUGAGAGUGAAAUUAAUCGAGGAAAGUGCGUUCUACUGAAAUUACCAUCGGGAAAAACAGCGGUUGAAAAAAUAGAUUAACCAGGCAGGAAAAACUGCAAUCAGGUGCUGAUAUGGUAAGGUGGAACCUGAUCGUUGAUCAUCUCCAUCAGCAGUUACUAGUUGGCGACAAAAACGGUGACGGUCCGCGAAGAAAAAUGAUGGUCAGUAGGGCAGGCGUAUCGUGUUGGCUGCGGCCAUUGACUGUGAGUCUGUGUCUUGGCUUGGUGAUAAAUUUUGCGGUAGCCACGAGCACAACAGUCAGCGUGACAACCGCCUCCACCGAGGAAAGUGCAACUGAUAGUGGAUCAACUACUGCAGACUACCAUAAUCAGACCAUUAGCAGUGAUAGUGGCAAGUUAGAUGUUGACGUUGUCAACGUGACAACAACGACGCACCUGCCGGUGACUGCGCGAGCGGUGCACCGAAAGCCACUGUUUUCUACCGGAAAUCGGCUCUGGGAUGCCCUGAUAGCGGAAUGUAUCAGAAAGCCCACCUUUGCAUGUAUUCAGAAAAAUGUGUACAGUUUCUUGGGCGAGUCGCUGGACGUCGGUGACUUUAACGUCAGCAAUCGACUAGUGUUCGUUAAAAAUCGGGUCGAUUACACUAAGUACACCCGUGAGGCGAACGAAGAUGGGCAUCACGAAGCCGACAACGAGAUACCGGAUGCGAGAGCAGAUGACGAACCUACGUCUCCCAUCGAGGAAGUCACCUCGGCGCUACGCGGCAAGACGCUCAAGUUUAUGCUGACACACGACCUAAACGUGCGUAUGCCAGAAAUCAUGUUCGACGGAGCCAUCUUUCGCAUCGAACCGCGUGCCAUUGAGGGCAACGGAAUGCUCGCCAAGCUGGAGUUUGUCCCACGCACAGCUAUCCAGUCCAGGGGUAUAACAGAGCCGAGGAUUCUGUUCAAGAAAAUUAAGAAAAUAUUCACUGGUAAACUGCUGCUCGCCUUUCUCGGGCUAAUUUUAGUGUUAAAGAUCAUCAAGAUCAAGGUCAUGUGGCUGUUCCCGCUGCUGGUCGGCGUCGGCACCGCCAAGAAGCUGGUUCUCAAGUUCCUGCUCUUCCUCUUCCCGGCGCUAUCUCAUAUAUUCAAACUGUGUUCCUACUACCACCAAUCGUAUCACAAGCCGAACUUCCACCAUCAUCAGCAUCACAUCAGUCAUCUGCACACGUUCCACCCACAUGAACACAGUUCCGCAAAUCUGCCGGAACUGAUCUACACCAAACCACCUCGUGGCCACCCGUCGGAGUACAUUCAUGGAGCGCCAGUUCCACCGCAUGCCCACUUCCAGCCGGAAUUCCACUACGAGUCAUCCGGGGUUGGACUAGGAUCCGAGUUCAUUAGCGAUAGAAACUCUUACGUAGACACCUCAUUCAAGCCAAAGUACGAGGAUUUGAGUGAUAUCACUGCAUGGGGUUUGGGCACUGGUUCAACAACAGCACCACCACUACAAUCAUCAUCAUUCUCUUCACCAUCCUACGGUAGUAGUCACAGUAAGAGCAGCAAUUUAAAUCCACUAAUGCAUCAUCAGCCAAGAAUCAUCGGUCCCAAGCCCGUGUACGGACCGCCUCCAUCAGCUCACGGACCCAGCUUCCUAUCGUUCGCCUCUAAGCGAACGCCGUCCGGGGCGGCUAGUUCUAUUGCAGCAUCGUACGCUUCCGCCCCGUCCGGUCCAACGAUGACGGCUGAGGAGCAGAUGAUCCGAGAAGCGCAACGCCAAGAGGCUUACAGGAUAGCCCAGGAGCAAAAGUUGAUCGCCAAACAGCAACAGAUCAUCAAUCAUCAGGCAUUCAUACAGGAAGGCGUCACUCCACGGCCAGUCGACCCGUUCUAUAGUCCCAUCCUGCAACGGAUGGACAAAGUGUUCAACGCGCUCGGAAUCGUCGAUGAACACUGCCGUGAAAGGCUUGUCUGUGCCAUGUACAAAACCCCACUCAAGUACAGUCCGCACAGUAACUACAUCUCAGCGGAAUUGAGCAGGGACGCAUCGGAGCUGCAAAAACCCACCUCGACGAACGCCGCGGUGAUACGAUUCUACCGAUACGUUCAGGCUGCUCGUGACGGACAGGACCAACGUGACUGUCGGCAGAUCUACUCGCUCUGCACAAUCAACGUUGACAAGAAAAAAUAGUGAAAUAAUUCACAAUAUUCCAGAAGGGGAGAAAGCAACGAACGUGAAAACAGUCAAACACCAACAUUUGCUCAAAUCACCCUGUAGUGGAACGAAUCCUGUUGUCACAUCAAAAUCUCCCAGAGCAAUCAAACUUUAAGUCCGAAAAAUUAGGAACAUAAUAUCGGCUUGCAUCUCAAAGAUCUUUUGCAAGACUGAAACGAACCCUCAGCAAAUGCAGGUUGAGUAUUUGAAAAACGGUUUCAGAAGAAAAUUAAAAAUACACCAAGUAGGUACUCAACAAGUUAAUUCGAAUUUCCAAGAAACCGAAAUAAGUGAAAAUUCUGUUCUAACCAAAAACACGUAAUUUCUAGUAUACGCACAAAAAGUAGAAAAAAAACUUUUCCGGUGUUAUCACACACAUUUAACAAUGACAAAAUCAUCAUUUAAAAAACAGCACCAGUUAUGGCGAUAAUUUUUCUUUACAAACUGUAAAUUACUAUGCAUAUAUGUUUGCUGUUAAAAUCUAAAAGGCAAAUUACUAGUGGUCAGAAUGAAGCACCCGCGAUAUUUUAAGUUAAUUUCAAUAGAAUGGGCGUUUUUUUGUGAUUUUUUAGGAAACAGUCAACAUUCCUUUUACGCUAUUAUUUCAAAAUUGCUGAUUUCGAUGUUCAAUAUCCCCAGAAUAUAUACUAUACCUCUGAAAUAAUACGCAAGAUUCCAUGAAUCUUAACAGAUAUAAUUGUGCAAUGAGCUACGUGACAUUUGUCGUAUCGUUUCGCCAUAGCUGGUGCUGAAUUAUAUUUUGGAGAAAAAGAUCAAGUAGACAACUCUAGAAUAGAACUACAUCAAAUGUUAACUUGAGAAUAAUGCCCAUCUCAAUUGACUAUAUAACACCACAAACGAAGUAGAUUUAGAGUAUGUAUAUAGUAAGUAGUCAAUCGGAAGAAACGGUACGCUAUGUAAUAGUUUGAGUCAAUUCUUGUAGUAAUUAGAUAAACCAGCUCUGUUAGCUGCGCCCAGAUUGUAUGCCCUUUAGCAUUAGCUGUAGGAUUGUGGCUGGUGAACCAUAGGACAAGUAGCAAACAAAUGGGUUAUCAGGUGUCGGAAUCCCGCUAGAGCUCUAAGUUAACUUGUAUAGUGCAAUUCGGAAACAAACAAUGCACACCUAGGUCAGCUUUUGAUUGGCCUUCAAUUUCCAAACCGAAGUGCAAGUACUCGAAAUUCAAUUUCAAUUAUUUCAAACUCCAUAAAGUUAAUAUUAAACAAAAUGGUAUUAGCGAGUAAUUAUUUAUUUAUUUAUUUAUUUAUGUAGCGUCGACUAAUAAAUUAUUUAUUUAUGUAAUUGCUGAAAACAUAACACUCAUUUCACUGUACAUUGGAAAAUAUUUAGGGGCAAUAAACAAGUACUUGAACUAGAAACAUA
Wyeomyia smithii (pitcher-plant mosquito) is the source of this 4239-nucleotide messenger RNA. RefSeq lists its product as uncharacterized. The record is from RefSeq and is a predicted model, not a curated record. Bases 774 to 2834 code for a protein of 686 amino acids. The transcript has 9 exons. NCBI's taxonomy places the organism in Eukaryota, Metazoa, Arthropoda, Insecta, Diptera, Culicidae.